GACUGUCGUCCCAUUCAGUACGCGACGAUCGCUCCAAGAUCGGUUGUCGUUCAGCGCAAUUUUUACAACAGAUUUGCUUUUUUUGCUUGCUUGUGUGUGUGUGUUUCGGUUUUUCGCUGCUGUAGUAAUUCUCGGUUUUGGCGUUUUUUGGUCUUUUUUUGUUUUUUGUAUUUUUUGUUUUUUUCGUUGUUUCGUUUUCCCCCCGCACUGACCUCUGGCAGAGCGCCAAUAUAAAAAUUGAAGCGCAUACAAACGCAGCAUUUAGUCUAGUGUCAGCCUGUCAUCCCGUUACACAGCGCUCUCUUCAACACGCAAGCGCACGCACGACAGCACGCACAAAAGUAGGCACGCACGCACGCACGCAGGCACGUACGUACGCACGCACGCAAAGCACACUCUCUUUCGCUCUCUCCCAGAGUCCAGCCGGCAAAAGCAACAGCACCGAGAGUGCAUAUCCCCCCUGGAAGAGCAACAACAAAGACUCUUACGACUGAUAGGGACGCUGCCAUGACGCUACCACGCCCCGCGCCAGCCCCACUACUGCUGCUGCUGCAGCUGAUAGCAACAGCAACCAUCACAUCAGCCCUGGCAAGUGGUCAGAUUAUGAACAAUACGCAAGCGAUGGCGAUGGCGCUGGACGUGAAUGAAAUACCCCAGAGGUAUGACGAGGCGCAGCUGUGGAGGAUAUACAACAUAUCGGAGGCGAUGCAGCGCCAAGUGCCCGUGGGACAGGUGCUCGAGCAGAAGUUCGGGGGCAACAUCUGGAAGGAGAACUCAAAGUUUUUGGACAUAUCCAUAGGCAAGGAGCAGCUGAAGGCGGCGCGUUCCUUCCUCGAUGCUCAGCGCCUGGAUGCACAAGUGCUGUCCGAGAAUGUCCAGGCACUGAUCGACGAGGAGCACCUGGAUGGGAUCAAUGCCACCGCCCCGGAACAAGGCCAGAGAUCAAAGAAGGCCGCGAGGAGCAGCAUGCACUGGAAGGACUACCACGAUCUGGAGACCAUCUAUGCCUUCAUGAGGGAGAUCCGCAGCAAGUUCCCGAACAUUGUCCGUCUUUAUACAAUCGGCCAGACGGCUGAGGGUCGCGACCUGAAGGUCCUAAGAAUCUCAGAGAAUCCACGCGAGUACAAGAAGAUCUGGAUAGACGGCGGCAUCCACGCCCGCGAGUGGAUCAGCCCGGCGACAGUGACAUUCAUCCUGUACCAGCUUAUGUCCAACUGGGAGAACCAGCCGGCUCACAUUCGUGGCCUCACCUGGUACAUCAUGCCCGUGAUGAAUCCCGAUGGCUACGAGUACUCCCGCACCACCAACCGCCUGUGGCGCAAGAAUCGGUCGCCCUCGCGACGCUCCAACUGCUUGGGCGUCGACCUCAAUCGCAACUUUGACAUUGGAUGGGCAGGCUACGGCUCUUCGACGAAUCCCUGCAGCGACACGUACCGCGGCUCGAGCCCCGCCUCGGAGGCGGAGACGAAGGUCGUAACCGAGUUCCUGGCCAAGCGCAAGUACAACCUGGAGGCGUAUCUAACCUACCAUAGCUACGGACAGAUGAUCGUCUAUCCAUGGGCGUACAAGGCCGUCAAGGUGAAGGAUGCCAGCGUGCUGCAGCGGGUCGGCAACACGGCCGUCCAGCGUAUUGCCCAGAAAACCGGUAGCACCUAUCAAUCAGCGGUCACCCACGAGGUGCUGGGCAUUGCCGGCGGCGGCUCCGAUGAUUGGAGUCGGGCGGCCCUCGGUGUCAAGUACGUGUACACCGUGGAGCUGCGCGAUCGCGGCACCUACGGCUUCGUGCUGCCCCCCAAGUUCAUCAAGGACACGGCCCUCGAGGGCUGGACCGUGGCCGAGACGGUGGCCCAGGCCAUCGGAUAAUCUCUGCGCCUCUUGUCCUUUCCCGGAAUGGGUGUCUGUCUGAAUGGGUGUGAAUUGUGUCCAGUGAUUGAUGAUUAAUUAUUUAUGUUUGUGUGAGUGUGAGUGUGUACCUGUGUGCGUGCGUGUCCUUCAUCCUGUGCGGCAGGAAAUAAAAAAAUCAAAGCUA
Molecule: messenger RNA, 2029 nt
Organism: Drosophila pseudoobscura
Lineage: Eukaryota; Metazoa; Arthropoda; Insecta; Diptera; Drosophilidae
Product: carboxypeptidase B
Exons: 4
Coding region: 508-1863 (451 amino acids)
Biological process (GO): proteolysis
Molecular function (GO): metallocarboxypeptidase activity; zinc ion binding
Source: RefSeq, a predicted model, not a curated record